Molecule: messenger RNA, 2543 nt
Organism: Paramisgurnus dabryanus
Lineage: Eukaryota; Metazoa; Chordata; Actinopteri; Cypriniformes; Cobitidae
Gene: mnx2b
Product: motor neuron and pancreas homeobox 2b
Biological process (GO): regulation of DNA-templated transcription; central nervous system development; neuron projection morphogenesis
Cellular component (GO): nucleus
Molecular function (GO): sequence-specific double-stranded DNA binding; DNA-binding transcription factor activity, RNA polymerase II-specific
Source: RefSeq, a predicted model, not a curated record
CUGAGGUGUAAACGCGCAGGAAAGUUCAGAGAACAGUGGAUGAAAGAGAUGCUGUUUCACAGAGAUGUUUUUAGUGAGAUGAAGCACUUAUAGUCACAGGAACCGGUUAUAGGUUUCAUUUUGACAGAGUUUUUGGGAACUUAUGGGACUGUAGAUAGAUAGGCUACUUUGGCGUCUCAUGUGGUCGGAUCCAAAUGGGUAGAUAUCAAAUACAGCGGUGAUACAUAUUUUACAGGUCUUCAAUUGAUAAAAUAGCAAGAAGGUGUCAGGUAGUCAGAUUUCAAAACACAUUUACUGUCUGUGCGCAAAACGCACCCAACAGCUCUCUUCCUGCUCCAAGCGAAGGUGUUGCAAUGGAAAAAUCUAAAAACUUUAGGAUCGACGCCCUUCUGGCUGAAGAGACACACAGAGGGAACCGCGAGCUAUCACCCGGACUCAGUAGCGACAGUCCGACGGGCAGCCCGGUGUCCUGCAGGCGCGCAGACACCCCGUCUCCACGCGGCACUGCCCUACACCUUCCAACCGGACUCAUCCCUAAACCAGGGCUGCUCAAUCUCCCGCACCCCGGACUCACGUCUUUAACACAAGGCUCGAUCCCGGGCAUGUACACUGCUCCCAUGUACCCUCUUUCAGCUUUGGGAGGUCAGCACCCUGCUUUGGCGUACCCGGGCUUUGCGCAGCUGGCGCAACCGUACCCUGAACAGUUGAAGGCUGCGGCGAUAGCUGGAUCUUUACCCCUGGAGCACUGGAUACGAGCUGGAAUCAUGCUACCACGACUUCCAGAUUACACCUGUGAGUGGGAUAUCAAUAAUUUUACUGCACCCCAGUCUGGUUUGAUGGGCAAAUGUCGCAGGCCGCGGACGGCGUUCACCAGUCAACAGCUACUUGAACUAGAGAACCAGUUUAAACUGAACAAGUAUCUCUCGCGACCCAAACGCUUUGAAGUUGCCACAUCGCUCAUGCUGACCGAAACACAGGUGAAGAUUUGGUUCCAGAACCGUCGGAUGAAGUGGAAACGGAGUCGUAAGGCCAAAGAGCAGGCCGCUCAAGGGGACACCGAACGUCAACGAGGAGGAAACAAGUCGGCCAACGAGAGGCCUGGAAGAGACGUCCGCAGGGCUUCCGCUCAAGGUACGGAUGAGCAAGAGGAAGAUGUCGAUGAGGAAGAUGAGGAGUAUGAUGUGGAAGACAGAGGAAAACACAAGUUCAUGAACAAACUUAACAUCCAAUGUACCACAGACUUCUUGCAUCACACAGGUGAAUUAGGAUACCACCCGGAUAGCUCGUUCUCAGAUGAUGACAUGGAGGACAUCGGAGGGGCUGAUAGGAAAAUCGGCGCAGGGUUAUGAAAACACAGAUCAAAGAAGGAACCAGACAUUAUCAUAAUGAGUUUCUAAACACGAACAGCGGGAACUGAUAAUAAUAUACAGACCUGUGAUACGGUAUUGCAAUAGUAGCAAGAACUGAGGUGAAAAAGAGAACGAGAUAACACAUUGAGAGACACAAAGAGACAACCACAUGACAUUUUACAGAUGAUGGUACCUUGGUGUUUUGGUUUCAGCUUUAGAUAAACACAUUUAAAAAACAAACAGUUUAUUAAUAUCAGAAACGUAUGUGUUAACAAUUUGAAUUUACUUUGUUCACUGUAAAUAACAUCAAUCGUUGUGUAUAUUCUGUGUCAAUCUCAGUUUUCCAGUCAAAUUUGCUUUACAUUUAAAGCUGCAUCUGUAACUUUUAACUCUUUAAUGCCAUCUGUGUUUGAAACAAAGUUGCAGGUUUCUUUUCAAACUUUUUUAAAGUGUGAAGUUAAAGGUCCACUGUCCAGAUUUUAGCGACAUCUAGUGGUGAGAUUGUGAAUUGCAACCACCGGCUCGGUCCACAGCUAAAAAUUCCUUACAGAACGCAGUACCUACCGUAGUCGCCACAGGACAAACAUGAGACAACGUAGUGUCAAAAUGUGCUCCAGUUUGUCCGUUUAGGGCUACUGUAGAAACAUGGCGGUGCAAAAUGGUGACUUCCAUGUAAAGGGACCUACGGUGUAUGUAGAUAAAAACGGCUCAUACUAAGCUAAUAAAUACAAUAAAGUUCAUUUUGUACGGUCUUUAUACACCACUGAUAAUAUAGUUGUGUAUAUUAUAUUACAUUUCUGUCAAGAGAUCCUUCUGAAAGUUACACAAUGCACCUUUAACUGACAUUACAGCAAAAUCCAACCCAACAGCUUGAAUAAAAAAAAAAACAAUGUUACGAACACCAACUUUUAUGUACUUGCUCAAUAACUUAUUUUAUAUCCUUAAAAAAUAUAUAUAUAUAUAUAUAUUGGAUUGCAGCUUUAAUAAAAUAACAUCUGACUAAGCUGAUUGAACAUAGCUCCAGAUAGACGGCUUAUUCACAACCGUUGCAACAAAAUAACAACAAAAGAAAACAGUAAAUCUGUUUGAAUUACCGAGUGAUACAUAGAGCGAUUGUCAUUCGUGUUUCUGUUUGAACUCUAGUCAGAGGGAGGGAUUUUAAGGUGCUACAUAUUAUAUAUUUAUUUGUAUAGA